CGCUUUAAAAAAAGAAAAAAAAAAAAAAAAAAGAGAAAAGAAAGAAUCGAACGGUUAAACAAAGGGAAGAACAGACAAGGCUCCUUCCGUGGAAUUACACAGCCGACGGAAAUCCGGUGCAGCAUGCUGUCCUAUCCCUCGUUAUAAUAUUCCUCCUUUUAUUUUCUACCUUUAUUCCCUCCGUCGCUUCUGAGAGAAGUGGAACGAAGUUUGCUUCCGACCUUCAGGAUCGAUGAAGUUGGCCAAGAAGCUCCGGCCGCCGGUCGAGCCACGGAGCUUCGGGACGGGUUUGAUCGUCGGAUGCUUCCUGGUUUCCAUGACCUAUUUUAUGCUGUCGAGGAAGCAAAUCGUGAGUUGCUUGCCAUCGUUGCUGACUGAUGCGGAUCCGACGAGUUCUGCAGUUCAGAGCAGCGAAGAAUUUCAUUUUUCAGAUGGAGAGGAGGUAAUUGAGGCUGGUAAACCAAUGUGCGAUCGCUCCAGUUUCAGAGUCGAUAUCUGCGACAUGGAAGGCGACGUCAGAAUCGUCGGCAGCAAUUUGUCCUCUGUUACGCUCAUUGCUCCACCUGCCCCAGCCAGCGGCGGCGAUGGAGGAGAUUCAUCCUGGCAGAUGAAGCCGUACCCUCGCAAAUACGACUUCUCCGCCAUGGCCAAAGUCCGGCCGCUCAACUUCAGCUGGCGCCGAGAGGAAGAAGCCGCCCUCCGAUGUGCAGUCAACCACAGUGUCGUCGGCGUCCUCUUCUCCACCGGCGGGCACUGCGGGAACUGCUUCCACGACUACGCCGACGUGCUCAUCCCACUCUUCCAAACCGUCUCCCCGUUGAAGCGCCGCGUCCAGUUCAUCAUCUCCGACUACCAAGGUUGGUGGAUGCACAAGUAUCGCCCCUACCUCACCAACCUCUCCGACUACGACGUCAUCGAUUUCAAUUCCGACGACAGAGUGCACUGUUUCCGGCGGUUGAUAGUGGGCCUGAGAGCCGAGAGGGACUUAAUAAUCGAUCCGAGUCCUCCGAGCCACUGCUGCUCCAUCUCCCACUUCGUCGAACUAACGCGGACCGUCUACUCGCUGGGGCGUGACAGAGCAUGGCGGCGGGAGGCGUCGGCGGCGGCGGCGUCCGCGACUAGGCCGCGGCUCGUGUUCAUCGCGCGCGGCGGGACGAGGCGGUUCGUGAACAUGGAGGAGUUGAUGGCGGCGGCGGAGGACGUGGGUUUCGAGGCCGUGGCGUCGGAGCCGGACUUCUACGACGUGGCCCAGUUCGGGCGCGUGGUGAACUCGGCGGACGUGAUGGUGGGCGUGCACGGAGCCGGCCUGACCAACUUCCUCUUCCUCCCCGCCGGCGCCGUGUUGAUCCAGGUGGUGCCGCUGGGCAACCUGGAAUGGAUUUCGCAGCAUUUCUACGCGGAGCCCGCCAUGGCCAGGAAUCUGUGGUACUUGCAGUACAACAUAACGCAGGAGGAGAGCACGCUGAUGGAUUUGUAUCCCAGAGAUCACGAGGUGUUCAAGGAUCCCGACGCCAUUCACAAGCAGGGCUGGUUUAAGUUGGGGGACAUCUACCUCAAGCAGCAGAACGUGAGGCUCGAUGUGCAGAGAUUUAGGCCUACGCUGGAGAAGGCCAUGGACCUUCUCUAUCAAAGGAAUUUACACUAGAGCACUCUGUUUUCUUCAUUAACUAUGUUGAAAAUCAAUUAAAAGUUUUA
Messenger RNA from Zingiber officinale, 1695 nucleotides. RefSeq names its product alpha-1,3-arabinosyltransferase XAT3-like. The transcript has 3 exons. Gene Ontology annotation, molecular function: glycosyltransferase activity. The record is from RefSeq and is a predicted model, not a curated record. The coding region runs from base 233 to 1645 and encodes 470 amino acids. Lineage: Eukaryota; Viridiplantae; Streptophyta; Magnoliopsida; Zingiberales; Zingiberaceae.